CCUACGGCGGACACAAAGACGCCUUUUUUGUAUGACUUCCAGAGGCAAUUAAUGAAAGGCCGACUUGUCCCGAUCGGCUGCGAGCCCAGUUGGCCCGAUAACCUCAAAUCGACUAGCCCUAAUUAUCUUGACGACAAUGGUACUUGUCCACUUAAGGCAAUCGCCCAAAUCAACCCUCCACUAGACACCACAACGACCAGCUGGGACUGGUGGCCGGAUGUGCUGGUUCUGGAAAGGAUCAAUCGGUAUGAUGUGAUUGUUUGA
This is a messenger RNA of Protopolystoma xenopodis, 264 nucleotides long. The record is from the annotation of a GenBank genome assembly. NCBI's taxonomy places the organism in Eukaryota, Metazoa, Platyhelminthes, Monogenea, Polystomatidea, Polystomatidae.